ACGACCCCAAGAUCAAGAGCCAUAUGCUCCAUUGAUUGUCAGGCACCCCUUGUGAAAUGAUUUCUAAUAUUUUUCUAUUUUUGACACUCAAGGGCCCAAACUGCCAUGAAAUGGAUAGCCCGGAAAUUGCCACUGAAAAAAGGAUCAGAAGAUACUAGCUUAGGAGUGGCGACACUAGUGCCCAUCCAGGCUGCUCAACUGUCUGCUGGGGUUGAACCAGUUUGUAAAAGUUAUCAGUUCCUGGGACCUGAAGGAAAUGUGGAUAUUGAGUUGAUUGAUAAGUCUGCAAACAGAUACAGCGCCCACUUUCCUGCGGCUGGCUUCUAUCUGUGGCCAGCGGUAGGCCUUGGCUUCUUGGUAACAGCAGCAGUGACUGUGAAGAUUGCUUUUGAUUCUUGGAAUCAACGCCUGGGCCUGACAUUACAGCACCAGGAGCAGUGGAUGGCGGCAGGGCCUUUGUUUGAGAUCUCUGUGGAGCCUGAGGGGGUCAUUGCUGAAAUCCACCUCCCCCACAUCGUCUCCCUCCCAGCAAAUGAGGUCGAUGUCUCUUGGUUCCAAGUCGCCCAUUUUAAGGAUGAAGGAAUGGUCCUAGAACCGCCAAGCCGAGUGGAGCCUUUCUAUGCCGUGCUGGAAAACCCCAGCUUCUCUCUGAUGGGGAUCCUGCUGAGAUUCGCCAGUGGGACAGGUGUUUCUGUCCCCAUCACGUCCUUGACACUGAUCUAUUAUCACUUCCACCCUGAAGAUAUUAAAUUUCACUUGUACCUCAUCCCCAGUGACCCCUUGUUAACGAAGGUAAGGCUGGAGAAGCUGUGAGAAUUACAUGGCAGUUUCUCACCUUGGACCUUCCAACUCUGUAUUAAACAGAAAAGUGAAGGCACAGCUUUCACUGAUAGAAGCAUGAAUCACCCUCCCUGAGGUCAUUCUGCAGGUGCUGCCUCUUGAGCCAUGUGCAAGGAUCUGCAAUAGGAAUUCUGUUCUUCUGAAAAUGGAGCUGCCUUCUCUGGGUUUUACGGAGAAGGAAAAUACGAGAUGAGACUUAUGGGGACUGGCAGAGAGUAAUGCAGAGAUUUCAUUGAGGAAUUUCAAAGUAAUAGGAUCUAAUUUAAAUACCCUCCCCAAACAUACACGAU
Canis lupus familiaris (dog) is the source of this 1130-nucleotide messenger RNA. RefSeq names its product caspase recruitment domain-containing protein 8-like. The record is from RefSeq and is a predicted model, not a curated record. Lineage: Eukaryota; Metazoa; Chordata; Mammalia; Carnivora; Canidae. The transcript has 4 exons. Bases 106 to 813 code for a protein of 235 amino acids. Gene Ontology annotation, cellular component: NLRP3 inflammasome complex. Gene Ontology annotation, molecular function: cysteine-type endopeptidase activator activity involved in apoptotic process. Gene Ontology annotation, biological process: regulation of canonical NF-kappaB signal transduction.